GACACGGAAUCUGAUACUGAAAACAUAUAUGCUAGAGACUGUAUCAUUAACAAUCGCCGUACAGACAAUGAUAAUGAAAAUAUAUAUGCUAGAGACUGUAAGAGAAUGUUUAUAUGCGAUCUUUGUGGCAAAAAGUUCGCUUUGAAGGCGGGUUUAAUGAAACAUGUUGUAAUCCAUAUACACGUACCUACUAAUGCUGGAUCGAUUGAGCCAAAUAAUUCACAAUACAAAGUAAGCAUAAAUGUCUUGAAUGAAAACUCAGAUAUAGAUGAAUAUGUGUGUGAUACUUGCAGAAAAACAUUUCACCGCAAAUAUGACUUGAUUCGCCAUAUACAAAACACGCACACGCAAACAAAUUCUAAAAUAAUAAAAACAGAGCCAACGGUCUAUGAGUGUAAUAAAAAAGAUAAGAGAACAUACCCCUGCCACACAUGUGGAAUACAUUUUACACAAAAAGUGUAUUUGAUUACACAUAAACGAAUUCACACGGACAAAAGGCCUUAUUCGUGUAACUUCUGUGAAAAACGUUUUAAAACUUCUGGUUGUUUGAAAAUUCAUGAACGUUUUCAUACUGGUGUAAAGCCAUAUUCGGGCGAACCGUGUAACAAGCAGUUUCAGGAUGUGCGACUAUUAAACAAACAUAAAAAAGUUCAUACAGGUGAAAAACCAUAUAUGUGCGAAAUAUGUAAAAAACACUUUUCGAACAUACUGUUUUUAAAUAUACACAAAGUUACCCACACGGGUAUUACGUGUGAAAUUUGUAAGGAACAUUUUAGGCAAUGGGAAAAAUUUCGAAUUCAUAAGCGAACUCACACAGGCGGGACGAUAUAUACGUGCGCGCUGUGUAAUAUGAAGUUUGCAAGUGUCUGGAAAUUCAAUGCGCACAAACGAACACAUACAAACGAGAGGCCAUACGCAUGUGGAAUAUGUGGAAAGCGGUAUACGCGAGCUUCUCAUUUAACGAGACAUAAUCGGUAUCACACUGGUGAAAAACCGUUCUCCUGCAAGAUGUGUAAUAAGAAAUAUUCGGAACGAGAUUCUUCGUGCAAACACAUACGAAGCCAUACUGGAGUUAAGCCUUAUUCUUGCGAUAUGUGCAAAAAACGGUUCGUGCACAAGAGCAGUUUGAACAGACACAUACUAAGCCAUACUGGAGCGAAGCCUUAUUCUUGCGAAAUCUGCAAAAAACGGUUCGCGCAAAAGGGUAAUUUGAACACACACAUACUAAGCCAUAUUGGAGCGAAGCCUUAUUCUUGCGAAAUCUGCAAAAAACGGUUCGCGCAAAAGGGCAAUUUGAACACACACUUACGAAGCCAUACUGGAGCGAAGCCUUAUUCUUGCGAAAUCUGCAAAAAACGGUUCUCGCAAAAUUGCAGUUUGAGCAGCCACAUGCUAAGCCAUACUGGAGCGAAGCCUUAUUCUUGCGAAAUCUGCAAAAAACGGUUCGCGCAUAAGGGCAAUUUCAACACACACAUACUAAGCCAUACUGGAGCGAAGCCUUAUUCUUGCGAAAUCUGCAAAAAACGGUUCGCGCAAAAGCGUAAUUUGAACACACACAUACUAAGCCAUACUGGAGCGAAGCCUUAUUCUUGCGAUAUCUGCAAAAAACGGUUCGUGCAAAAGGGCUAUUUGAACAUACACGUACUAAGCCAUACUGGAGCGAAGCCUUAUUCUUGCGAAAUCUGCAAAAAACGGUUCGCGCAAAGGGGCAGUUUGAACAGACACAUACUAAGCCAUACUGGAGCGAAGCCUUAUUCUUGCGAAAUCUGCAAAAAACGGUUCGCGCAAAAGGGCAAUUUGAACACACACUUACGAAGCCAUACUGGAGCGAAUCCUUAUUCUUGCGAAAUCUGCAAAAAACGGUUCUCGCAAAAUUGCAGUUUGAGCAGCCACUUACUAAGCCAUACUGGAGCGAAGCCUUAUUCUUGCGAAAUCUGCAAAAAACGGUUCGCGCGUAAGAGCAGUUUGAACAGACACAUACUAAGCCAUACUGGAGCGAAGCCUUAUUCUUGCGAAAUCUGCAAAAAACGGUUCGUGCAAAAGGGCUAUUUGAACAUACACGUACUGAGCCAUACUGGAGCGAAGCCUUAUUCUUGCGAAAUCUGCAAAAAACGGUUCGCGCGUAAGAGCAGUUUGAACACACACAUACUAAGCCAUACUGGAGCGAAGCCUUAUUCUUGCGAAAUCUGCAAAAAACGGUUCGCGCAAAAGAGCAAUUUGAACACACACAACAUACGAAGCCAUACUGGAGCGAAGCCUUAUUUUUGCUUAAGACCAGAUAUUUUAAGAAUUUAAAAAACCAUAAUAUGCGAUGCACGUUAAAUGAACUUUUAGCACUCGCCACGUUUAGAGUACAUUUAAAAUAAAUAAAUAGAUAAAAUAUAAUAAAAUGGCUUUAUUAAUAGGGAGUAUUACUGCAAUGUUUGUCGCCAGAGUGCAGCACUAGUGACUUAAGUAUACCAUAGAGUAACUUAUACAUACUGUACCUUAAACUGUUUUUGGCAAGUUUUCACAGACAAUCAAAUAUGACAUUGAUACAUCAAGGCGGUUUUUUUAAAAUAGAUUAUAGCAUUUAUAGCCAAGUUUAUGGUUUUAAGUUUCGUUACAUUCUUCGAUCAUUAAUUGUUUACAAAGGGCCUACCGGGAAACGCGAAAUCGAAACUCAGCUACCUGCCUCUUUAUCACUCGAAUAUGCAAGAGUGAUAGAGAGGUUAGAUAACAAAAUUUCGACUCCCUUAGAUUGUGAUUGUGUGUCCUUAUUGUGAGAGUGACGCCACCUACGCAGAGUUUCGCGUAAUAUUCCCUAUUCUCUACGAGAUUAAAGUAUGUUGUAUGAAAUAUCAUUAAGUAUGUUUAUAAAAGUUUGUUCGUAAAGACCCCUGGGCCCUGUUUGGCUGAGGGCCUUCUCCAGUUACGCCAAGUUUUUCUAUCCUUGGCCUUCUGUGGCCAGUCCUUGCCAGCUGUAGCAUAGAAUAAAUAAUAGUACUACGUACA
Molecule: messenger RNA, 2994 nt
Organism: Cydia fagiglandana
Lineage: Eukaryota; Metazoa; Arthropoda; Insecta; Lepidoptera; Tortricidae
Product: zinc finger protein 91-like
Exons: 1
Coding region: 106-2295 (729 amino acids)
Biological process (GO): regulation of transcription by RNA polymerase II
Molecular function (GO): RNA polymerase II cis-regulatory region sequence-specific DNA binding; DNA-binding transcription factor activity, RNA polymerase II-specific
Source: RefSeq, a predicted model, not a curated record